Pecten maximus is the source of this 9531-nucleotide messenger RNA. Its product is annotated as diacylglycerol kinase beta-like. NCBI's taxonomy places the organism in Eukaryota, Metazoa, Mollusca, Bivalvia, Pectinida, Pectinidae. The record is from RefSeq and is a predicted model, not a curated record. The coding region runs from base 534 to 3281 and encodes 915 amino acids. Gene Ontology annotation, biological process: intracellular signal transduction; lipid phosphorylation; diacylglycerol metabolic process. Gene Ontology annotation, cellular component: plasma membrane. The transcript has 29 exons. Gene Ontology annotation, molecular function: ATP-dependent diacylglycerol kinase activity; calcium ion binding.
AUAUUCCUGCACACACGCAUACACACUCGCCGCUUUUAACGCGCGUGGGCGUAGCUAGCUGGUUCUGGAUCACACACACGUAUAUAGCUCUCCGGCUCACGGAGAUGAGAAAAUUAGAGUGAAAAAAUCGCCUGGAUAUAUUUAUGUUGACGAAACGUGCUGCUGUUUUUGCAGGAUUUCAACAUACGGCAUAUCUGUGAAUCGUGCUGCAGCUUUUCCAAGAUUUCUGGACACAACAGGAUCUUACAGUUCUGAAUCAGUUGGUGACUCUAAAAAGAUAUCAAGAGCGGAUUAAUUUUAUCCUGCUGGAUGGACUUUUCAUAGAUUAAAUCGUGUUCAUACCCAAGAUCUCAUUAUCAUCUCGCCUGGUAAAAAUUGGACGGACAAAAGAUUGUGAUGCCGAAGAUGAAUCGAUAAAGUUGUCAAGUGUGUGCAUUAGUCCAAGGGACCAGCCCUCCAACCAGCAGCUGGACAUGGAUAACCUCCCCUUGACUUGAUCCAGAAAUAAUGAGAAGCUGUCAACAGAUGUCGCUAUGGCGUAUCAGUGGCAAAAACUAAGUCCAGCUCAAUUCCACCAGCUUCAGGAGUACACCUCGUAUUCUUCUCGUAAACUAAAAGAUGUGCUGGAAGAAUUCAACGGCGAUGGUGUACUGUCCAAGUACAACUCUGAAGGGCCAAUCGGAUAUGAGGGUUUCAGUCUAUUUAUGGAGACGUACCUUGAUGCAGAAGUGCCGGAGGAACUAUGCAAACAUCUGUUUCUGUCAUUUAUGAAGAAACCGUCGCCACAGACAGGCACUGUGGGUAAGGAAUUCCAUGUUAAGGAUGUUGCUGCGGUUACCGCAUCCCAAACCCUAUGUGCCCCCAUCAAUGCCCAUAUCGGCCCCGAAUUCCAUUUGGAACGGGCUGAAAAACAUCAUGGAUUUGCAGAAAAACUUCACGGACUCACAGAGAAACUACAACUUCAUAGCCUAACAGGGCACAGUCGUCAUGAUAGCGGGGAUUUGGGGCGCCGUAGCGGAGCAGGGUCGGCAUCUACAUCGACCCAUCCCUCUGUAACAAACAAUCCGGGGACGGAAAAAGCUCCAGGGGAAACUGACCCCGCCUCGGAGGGCAUCAACCAUUCACGCUCAUCCUCAAAGAAAUCCAACCACAGUGUCCAGACACAGCACAAUGGUCACUCAAUGGACUCCAUUGACCCCUGGGUGCGACAGUCCAAUUCCAGCCUACUGCGGGCCAGUACUGCUGUGGAACUCAAGUCUGUACGUAACAGGUCGACCAGCGCCGACAUCAAGUCCGGCCAUAUAUAUUUGAAGGACCUAGUGUGCUACCUGUCUCUCCUGGAGGCUGGCCGACCCGAGGACAAGCUUGAGUUCAUGUUCCGUCUGUAUGAUGCUGAUGGUAAUGGCCUGCUGGACUCAAGUGAGCUGGAUGCCAUUGUUAACCAGAUGAUGUCUGUGGCUGAGUACCUUGGUUGGGAUGUGUCCGAGCUCAAACCUAUUUUACAGGACAUGAUGGUAGAGAUAGACUACGACUCUGAUGGCACUGUCACACUAGAGGAGUGGAAGAGAGGAGGAAUGACCACGAUACCCCUCCUUGUUCUACUAGGUCUUGACUCGAAUGUAAAAGAUGAUGGGAACCACACCUGGAGGCUGAAGCAUUUCAAUAAGCCUGCCUACUGUAAUCUUUGUCUCAACCUACUGGUGGGGCUGGGCAAGCAGGGAUUGUGUUGUACAUUUUGUAAAUACACUGUACAUGAGAGAUGUGUACAUCGUGCACCUGCUUCCUGUAUAACCACCUAUGUCAAGUCAAAGAAAACGUCACAGGCUAUGACCCACCAUUGGGUUGAGGGCAACUGUUCUGGAAAAUGUGACAAAUGUCGUAAAUCUGUAAAAAAUGGUGUAACAGGCCUUCACUGUCGCUGGUGUCAUACAACGUUACACAACAAAUGUGCAUCACAAGUAAAUCCUGAAUGUGACCUUGGAAUUAUGAGAGACCACAUUCUACCACCAACCUCUAUAUGUCCUGCUGUACUGGAAAGGCAAAGAGCGGGGUCGGCAGGAGGGAAGAACGAGAAGAAAGGAGUGACGCGGACAAACUCCACCACAUUUGACGUGUCUGGUAGCACGCCGGGUCAAAACUCAUUUCAAGUUACCCCAGUCCAAGGUAGUCAUCCUCUCCUUGUGUUCAUUAAUCCAAAAAGUGGGGGAAAGCAAGGUACCAAGAUUUUACGUAAAAUGCAGUACCUGUUGAAUCCGCGCCAAGUACAUGACAUGAUUAAACAAGGCCCGAUGCCAGGGUUACAGUUCUUCAAGGACGUGCCAGGAGUACGGGUGUUAGUGUGUGGAGGAGAUGGCUCAGUUGGCUGGCUAAUAGAAGCCAUGGAUAAGCUGAACUAUAAGGAACGACCUCCUGUGGCUGUGUUACCCCUAGGGACUGGCAACGACCUCGCUCGCUGUCUACGAUGGGGCGGAGGCUAUGAGGGUGAGAGCCUGAUCAAAGUCCUACAGAGGAUUGAGCACGGUACGUCAGUGAUGAUGGACCGUUGGCAGAUAGAGUUCAGCAAGCCUGAGGAGGGGGAGGAGGAAGAGGGAGACCCCAUUCCAUACAACAUAAUCAACAAUUACUUUUCCAUAGGUGUAGAUGCAUCCAUUUGUCAUAGAUUCCAUGUAAUGCGUGAAAGACAUCCUGAAAAAUUUAAUAGCAGGAUGAAAAAUAAACUGUGGUACUUUGAAUUUGGAACGUCCGAAACAUUUGCAGCAACCUGCAAGCAUCUUCAUGAAGAUAUAGAUAUUAUGUGUGAUGGGUACUCCCUAGAUCUGGCCAAUGGGCCCCGACUGGAGGGUAUCGCUCUACUCAAUAUUCCAAGCAUAUAUGGCGGCACCAAUUUAUGGGGAGAUAACCCUAGCCAGAAGAAGCGCCGGAAAGCACAGAAAGCAGCAAAAAAAGAAAAAGAGAAAGAAUUUUCCACAAGUAGCAUGUCAUCUGCGGAACUAGCCAUUUCAGUUCAAGAUGUCGGCGAUAGUAUGAUCGAAGUGGUGGGGCUGGAGAACAGUAUGCACAUGGGCCAAGUUGUGGCUGGACUUCGAGCCUCGGGUCGGCGUCUUGCUCAGUGUGGACAGGUUGUGAUCAGAACAAGGAAACGAUUCCCCAUGCAAAUAGACGGUGAACCCUGGCUACAACCUCCGUGUACGAUAAACAUCACUCAUAAAAACCAAGUCCCAAUGAUGAUGGGUCCCGCUUCCAACAAAAAGUCUUCACUUUUCAAAAUGUUCAAAAAAUAAAGAUAUCUUACCCAGUAUAGCCGUACAGAACGGAGCACACCAAUAAAACUAUGGCAGCAGUAUUUAUUUUGUUAACCGUCAUCAGUAACCUGAUGUUUCUCCAGUGUCCAACCUGUGACCACUCUCAUACUUCAUUGUCCGGCAAGUGGUCACUCUACCGAACCGUCGUGGUCACUGCCCCCCAGUGACCUACCAUGACCCCCAUCGUCCAGUUAAUGGUCGCUCUACCUCAGGUGACCAUUUCCAUAACUAUCGCGUCAGGCAGAUGUGUCCGAACCCAUCUGUAGCCGUUCCAGUAGCUGGUCGCAGUCGUCAGUUGAUCUGGCCUGACCACUCUUCCAUUGUGUUCAUUUACCUCAGUGGUAACUGCCCCACAGUGACCAUCACUCCAUCCCACAGUCUAUGGUCACCUCACGGAAUGACCAUAUCAUCUCAACAGCUUUCCGCUCCGAAAAAGAUGUCAGUAGAAUUGUGUAUUAUACAACAGACCUUCCGAAAGCUCCAGUUUACUCCCAGAAGUGCUGCCAGUCGAACCCAGAAGCUAUACAAACACAAGUAACAUAGUUCAGUUGCAGUAUUUUAUACAGAACGCCUGGCUGGACAUGCUACUAGCCAAGCUUAUGCUCGGUGAGUACAAGACUGGUGAUGUGAUAUUGAAGUACCAGAAUCGGUUAAAAUGUCCUCAACGUCUUCGAGAUAUCUAUUCAAGCGUGAUAAGCCCUACCACAUAUAACCUGAUGAACCACAGAACUUACCGCUGACAACCAUUCCCAGACAGAUCUAAGUAUAUCGGGAUGGUAUCUUUAACUAGUAGCCGGUUUGUCUUUGAUAAUUUAACAAGUGAAUGUGAAGUUAAUAUGUCAGAUACACCAGGUGACAAAUACGAACAAAUGAUUUUAACACCUAGAUCGAAUUUAACAGGUGCCAUUAGUUGCAGAGACCCCAUUUGAAUAAUGAAGACUACACCAUAUUUUAUCUUACCUGGAAAAGCAUAUUCUGUAGGUUAUAUUAUCAGAACAAAGUCAAAAUAAUCAGAUACCAUAUGAUUAAUAAAACAGUUGAAUCGUUGACCACUAAGCAUGUAAAUAGCAUUGAAGACCAUUAAUCCAGGAGCAUAGCCUGUUCAUCUUCUUCUGUAUCACAUCAGAUGGACCAGUUCGACUGAUCAACACAUAUAGUACUAGGAUUUACAAUGCGCCAUGAAAUGUUCUUAUCACAGCAAAUAGAGAAAGUGGCUCUCUUUUUCUGAUACUGUAGAAUAUUAUAUUAUAUUCUACAAAUAUUGUAUCCUUAUUUCGUACCUGAACCUUCUGUUUUCCUAUCAAACGUCUGUCAUGCGCGAAAAUGUUUCAAAACAUUUGGACUGCGUCGAAAGGCGGAUGUUGCCUAAUACAUUUCAUAUGAUAAAAGGUGUGCCCUGCUUUACCAAGAAUAUCAGCAUUGCAAAUGUUUUAUAGUUUAUCGUUUGGUGAUUCCGUUAUAAGAGGCCAUGUUGUCCGAUUCCAAGCUUUGUGUAUUGAACUACCAGUUUCCAUUUACUUUCCACUCUCUAAAUUUGGUUGUAAAGUUGAAUCACAAGUCUAUUUGCAACAAGUUUCCAUGUUUUGGGAAUAAGGGAAUAAAAGGUAAUUUUAUUUAAUAUCUCAUCUCUGUAUAAGUAUAUAUCCUCCUGCCACUUGUGGCACGAUUUCCCUCCUUCCUUCCCUUCUUCCUUCCUUCCGCAAUGAUGUCCCAGGUUCAGAAUUUUCUUUCUAGUGUUUCGUCUCACAAUUCUAGCUUUUCCCACCGACUUGGUUCAUCGUUUACUCGCAGACUUCGUUUCCUCUUUACCCUGUUUUAAUCUGAGUCUGCUAUAUAUAUAUAUAAGUCGGGUUUAAAACAGAAUUCAAUCCUAGGACGUGAUGACAAAAAAUUGAGUCUAACUGGGUCGGACUGAAACCCGAAACAAUGGUGGUUUCUUUAAAUUGUACCCCAGUUUGUCAACGUUAUACUACAUCCACCGAUUGUCAAUUACGAGAAGAUAUAUUUUCGUAGUCUUAUUAAAUUAUUUAACAUUGUUCACAAGACCACUUCGAGCUUACUCUGCUGUGGGCCGGUUAAAAACCAAAGAUUUUGCUCAAGUCAACCCUGUGGCCCCUUCGUUCAGUGAAUGGAAUUAACCGUCCGUCGUCAUGGAUACUACAAGUGGUCUUUAGGGGUGAAAGGGAUAUUAGUGUAGUGAAAAUUGAACACAACAAGCCUUUGUGUUUCACGCUCAUGUUGCUUUAAAUUGUGAUAAAGAUUUAUUAGAUAUAGGUGUGUUUAGAAUAGAGUUGUGUGGGGAACACAACUUCAGGGUAGUGUGAAUUAUAGAUUAGACAUACGUAGACAUUGGGUGAAUGGAUAGGGCAGAGGGUCAUCGCAUGGACUUAGGAUCAAGUUUAAUAUGUAUUUUUGUAAAACCUUUUUCUUAUAUUAAUCUAUUUGAAAAUGUUCACAAAGUCAUGGUUUUUUCGCUGCAAAAUUAACUAUGUUUGAGUUCAUAUGCAUUAAAAACAACUAUUUUUCUGUAAGAUAUCUUUCCAUUUAAAAUAAAAAGUAUUAUACGAAGGGAUAGUUUCGUUUGUGGUGAAGAUAGGAAAUAUUUUGUUUUUAGUGUUAGCUAAAAAUAAGCAUUAUGAUACAAAGUCUGGUGCGAGAGGUUCAGUAUUACGUCGCUGGGCCGCUCUUUUUAUACUUUUUAUAAUACAAUGCCUCAUACACAAUUGUAGAAAAGUUAAGUUUUAGCGUCUACAGAAACUCGAAAAGUUGAUCAUAUACAUAGCGUCCUGUGUGUGAAUUAUAUAAACAGGCGGUAUAUAUUGACCAAAGUGUCCAUUACGAUAAACGUUCUUGAAUUUCAGUUAUACAUGCACGUGGUUGUCCUAUAAUAAUGUUUUAUUCAAUUAUCUCUUAUUACUGCACAAUGGUUGAAUGAAUGUUGAUAGUGUUACAGUGAUAAUCAUGAAAUUCAAGAAUAUUUACCGAAAUCAUUUUUUCGUCUUCAUUUCUACAGAGAUAUUGUGCUUUGAGUUUGUGUGAAUAUGUGUUAUAUAUUAUUAUGAAUAUAUAUAAAUUGUUGUAAUAUCUAUAUACAUAUAUAAAGUAUAUAAUCUGUAUAUCUAUAUCUACCAAUGUAUAUAUUGCAUCUUUGUUUUCUAAAUAUUAAACGUUUGCUUUAUUAUACUUUCAUCUUUAAAUGUCACCGUGGAAACAAACACCCAGUAUUUAAAUAUAGAUUUAACCGAAAAUCCCGUUAUAUGAGUGUCUUGGUGUUAACGCAAACCACCAACACAACUGUUUGUUUGCAGAUAUUGUGGUAUGUUAUUGAACGUACUCCACAUUUGAUGUUCGAAAGGGAAACAAUAUAACAAAGUAUUAUUAUGUUUGUCUGAAAUAAAACGCUCAGCAGAUCUGUAGAUGUAUCGGAAUAUGAGAAAUAGGAUAUCAUACUUAUAGGCCAUUUAAUAGCAGAAAGUUCAGAAAUAUGUGGCAUGAUAACGAUUUAUAAGGAUAUAUAAUUCAACAGUUAUUCAAAAUUCAAAUACAACCAGGGUAUGUGAAUAUUGCGGUAACUCGAGGUAUUUAAGAUAUACACAAGUAUACAUAUGUGUAAUGUAAUGCCAUAUUUAUAUUGGUACAUGUUUAAUAAUGUUUUGAUAAGGAAGUUAUUAUUGUGCAAAAAAUGUCAUUGUUGACAACAGACAAACAGUGGUCAAAUUUUGAGUCCAAUAUGCUAGUAACGAAUUCUAUAUGAAUCUGAAUUAACUAUCGGCUAUCGGAUUCAGCCAUUUUACCGAUAAUAUCUUACUCUCUUUUUUUAUUUAUUUAUUUUGUUUCGUUAGUACUUCAUUAUUUUGUGGACUUACAGAGCAAGUCGUGUUUUUAAGAUUAACUAAGUUUAAUUUUUUGUAUGAUUGACCUCGAACAUUGGAAAAAAAAGUUGUUACUAAUGCGUUUCAUAAGUACCAUGCGAAAUAUAUAAUAGUUACAGCAUUUGAAUUUGUUACAGACACUCGCCAUUAUCUAAUGUUAAACGUGAUAUUUCCUUGUUUUGAAACUGUUGAAAUGCAUUGAUGAUACUUCAUGUACAAAAACAAGUAUUACGUCUGCAUUUGUAUUAUGAACUAAAAUGUGUAUACCGCGACCUCCAUCUGGUAUAGAUGUCGGUUGUUUUCAAUAGGACCAUGCGUUGUCACAAAAAUUUGGUCAAUGAGAGAAUCAGCGAUUUUGUACAAUACUGUAGGCGUACACACAACUAUAUAAUACUUUGGGGCGAUAUAACUUUACCGCUCCAUCAAAGAUUUACAGCAUAUUGAUGAAUUUGCGUUCGCAUAUUAUAAUAAAAAGCAAUAUACAAACACUACCAAAACAAUCAAUCACUGAUGGUAUUUCAGAGUGGUUACAGAGCCAGUCGAGUCGAAAUAAGAUUACCAGUAAAAUAUAUUUGUAUUAAAUGUGAUUUAAUGGCAGUCCGUUAAGGUAUUUUAUCUGAAUACUUGAUCAGAGAAAUACGUGCUCAAUAUUAAAUUAAGUUUCAGCGAUGCAAUGACAUUACAAUACAUAGAUCACUCGACAUUUGUAGUGGCGAGUAAUGUAUGCUUUGUUUUCAAUGAGGAACCACGUGUUACUCGAGAUCUACUCUUUCACAUUUAACCUUAUUGAUUGUAAUCUAAUCAUAAGACUGAUUCAUAGAAAAUACAGUUUUUAUAUUCAAUAAUGACAUCUCCUUAGGGAACCAGUAUAUUAAAGACUCUUUCUUUUAUAGUUCGUUGUAGCCAACAAAGAUUUUAUUGAUUAUGUUAAUAGUUUGAAAAUGUUUUAUUUUUCGUUUUGACAUAACAAGGAAAUCGUGUAUAGAAGAAAUGUUUAGUGAUUUGGUUUCCUGUGGUUGAUAAUGUUUCUUUAUUACGGUCUAUAACUGUGACGAUAUAAACUGUAACGAGUAUCAUCUCAUGUAUCGUUGAUAGUCUUCGCUAUUGAUAGUGACGUCACAAUGUAAUGAAAGCGACGUCGCAAGUCAUUUAUAGUGACGUCACAAUGUAAUGAAAUCGACGUCAAAAGGCAUGUAUAGUGACGUCACAAUGUAAUGAAAGCGACUUCGCAAGUCGUUUAUAGUGACGUCACAAUGUAAUGAAAGCGACGUCACAAGUCAUGUAUAGUGAAGUCACAAUGUAAUGAAAGCGACGUCAUAAGUAAGUGCCGUAAUAAAUUUUAUACCAUGGUGGGGAACAGGAAUGCCAUUGUGUGUAUGCUGGGAAGAUGAGUGCACGUCCCGGAUGGGGGUGUCUUACAGGUAUAUUAUGAUAAGGCACCUAAUACGUGUAUUAAGACACGUGACCUUAUUAAUAUGAUAAAACGCACCUUAGUACAUUACCAAUGAUGUUUUGUAAGUAUAGCGAUGUCAAGUAACUCGGAUAGGUUUGAAAUCCUCUGCCCCCCCUCUCAGUAUUUGUUAUACUAGCCAAAUGAUUAUAUUGGUAGCGUAUAUCUCAAUGUAAACGAUUUGAUCAUGGUUAUUUCUAUAGAUGUAAUCAUGAAUUCACAUGAAAAUAUACCAUUACCAAAGUAAUAAAAGCAUUAAGAUAGAUGGGACGCCCGUCCUAACCUCGGUCAACAGCCAAAAUUGUUAUAAGACACUAUGGCCAGCAUUGGCAGUACAGUGGACGAUUUAGCGUUAUAGUUUAAAGAAACCUAACCUGGCCUUUCAGAAACCUCGUGAUAUCUUUAUUUAUGUAAACUUAUUUGACAAUGGCUAUUUGUUGAAAUAUGAAAUAUUGUUUCUUCAACAAUGUUUUUAUCAACUGUUAUAGAUAGUAUGUAGGGGUUAUUCUGUAUUGCCGUGCAUAUAAUUAUAAAAGUUAUCAAAAAUAAAAUUAAGUUAUACUGUUCUUCCAUUUUCAAGACACGGGUUUGGUUUGAUUAACAUUUGUCUUUUUCGAUUAACCUAUUUUGUUGUAGAUAAGAAUAAUAUAUAUUGUGUAUCAGCGAAACUUCUACGGGAAGGGAGAGUCCAUCACCUUAUAAACGUUUCCUUUAUCUAUUUAUAUGGUUUCAUUAUACCAAAUAUAUGACGUCCUCAAUUUAUGUGUACACACACAAUUGACGUCAUCAUUGUAUACCAUUAAAUUUUGUUUCCCUUUUUCAUAUUGACAAAAUUAUAUAUGUUCAUUAAUUAUUCUGUAAUAUCGUUACAACUUCUUUGUUGACUAAUAAAAAUUUUGGAGUAUAA